This is a messenger RNA of Blastomyces dermatitidis ER-3, 1024 nucleotides long. Its product is annotated as EF-hand superfamily Ca2+-modulated protein. The coding region runs from base 151 to 717 and encodes 188 amino acids. Gene Ontology annotation, cellular component: mitotic spindle pole body; half bridge of spindle pole body. NCBI's taxonomy places the organism in Eukaryota, Fungi, Ascomycota, Eurotiomycetes, Onygenales, Ajellomycetaceae. The transcript is spliced from 3 exons. The record is from RefSeq and is a predicted model, not a curated record. Gene Ontology annotation, molecular function: calcium ion binding; microtubule binding. Gene Ontology annotation, biological process: spindle pole body duplication.
GAUGAAUGAUGGAUGCUGCUGACUUAAAUAACUUAUUUAUUAUAUAAUGCGCCAAGCCCGACGUCAACCACAUGCUGCCAGUCGCAAAUAACUCCGCAGCGCGGAUAUGAUAUUGACCAUAUAUCACCAGCCGCGAUUUAUGUCUUAAAUAUGCCACCAAAACGGCGCUCCGCACCCUCUUCCUCCGCAACGAAGAGAACGCGUCAGUCCAAACUUGCCAAAGAGAACGAUAUCACCGGUGAUGAAGAGGCGGAAAUUAAAGAAGCGUUUCAUCUCUUCUCUACCAAAAGCGACGAGUAUCCCGCUGAGAAAGAAGGCGUAAUUAAAACCCAAGAUGUCCGUCGCGCACUGAUAGCCCUCGGCCUCCCACCCACAGAUCAAAAAGAGCUAGCCUCCAUCCUCUCCGCCGUCGACCCCACCUCCACCGGCCUAGUGACCUACGAACCAUUCCUCUCCGUCUGUGCCCUGAAACUGCACUCGCGCAGCGACGACGCCAUCGCUGCCGAAGUCGAGCAUGCGUAUAGACUGUUCACACGCGGGACUGCGGGACCCAUAUCCGUGGCGCAUUUGAGAAGGGUGGCGAGGGAUUUGAAGGAGGAUGUCAGUGAGGACUUGUUAAGGGAUAUGGUAAGGGAGGCGAAUGGUGGGGAUGGGCUGCAUGCUGGUGUCUCGCUAGAGCAGUUUAGGGAGGUUAUGGUGAGGGCGGGGGUGUUUUGAGGGCGGGAAGGGGAGGUGAGGCGUUGAAUUGCGGUUGGGGUCUUCUUGUCCUUUGGUAAUUCCUACGGUUGAAGGGUUUAAUUCUCGAGAUGUUCCCGGCGAAGGCGUUCAGGAUGAUAUCGGUAACAUAUUUUAUUUGAAGCAAGAGACAUCCGUAGAUAGCAUAAUUAAUGGUAUAUGAAUUAACUACUAAGGGUAUACAAAGACACUGUUUAUACAGCACAUACUCCGCUCACGUUCUGAAAAAAACCAACGUAGGUGGUAGUGGCCAUGUAUCGUAAAAGGAGACACCGACUGGCCUAUAUCC